CAUUGAAGUGGAGGAUCUGGGACUUCUGUGAUGUCAAUCACUUGCUGGAAGGUGUCAUGAAGCAGUUGAACGACAAUCUGGAUUCUGGACUUCACCUGCAGAAAGCAAAUGUGAUUCUUGAUGCAGACACAGCUCAUCUCAAACUCAUCCUGUCUGAGGAUCGGAAUAGUGUGAGACGAGGAGAAAAGGCUCAAGAUCUGCCCAACAGUCCUGAGAGAUUUAACAUAUAUUCCUGUGUCCUGGGCCGUGAGGGAUUCACAGCAGGCCGCCAUUUCUGGGAAGUCCUUGUGGGAAGCGAGGAAGAAUGGACAGUGGGGGUGGCCAGAAAGUCUGUGAGGAGGAAGGGAGCAUUAUUCUUUACUCCUGAAGGAGGGAUCUGGGAGGUGGGGAAGUGGGGGGGCAGUUACAAGGCUUCUGAAAAUGACCAUGAUCCUCCGCUGACCCUGAGUGGGGAGCUCAAGAGGAUCCGAGUGUGCCUGAACUACACUGCAGGGAGAGUGGCCUUUUUCGACGCUGACCAAGCAGCCCUUCUGUACGAGUUCACUGGAGCCUCCUUCUCAGGAGAAACCCUCCUGCCCUCCUUUUGGGUACAUUCAAAAGGCGACCUCCAACUCUGUUAAGGCAGUCAUUUCACACCGGUGCCAUUAUUAAAAAUAUUAGAUGACUAUUUUAUAGCUAUGCAAAGGUCUUCUCCAGGGUCCCAAUCAGCAAAACUGAUAAAUAAAGUUGAGUCUGUUUUCCCCUCCA
Messenger RNA from Gekko japonicus, 747 nucleotides. Its product is annotated as thaicobrin-like. The transcript is spliced from 3 exons. Bases 57 to 620 code for a protein of 187 amino acids. Lineage: Eukaryota; Metazoa; Chordata; Lepidosauria; Squamata; Gekkonidae. Gene Ontology annotation, molecular function: protein binding. The record is from RefSeq and is a predicted model, not a curated record.